Leptinotarsa decemlineata (Colorado potato beetle) is the source of this 1261-nucleotide messenger RNA. RefSeq names its product prostatic acid phosphatase-like. The record is from RefSeq and is a predicted model, not a curated record. Gene Ontology annotation, molecular function: phosphatase activity. Gene Ontology annotation, biological process: dephosphorylation. NCBI's taxonomy places the organism in Eukaryota, Metazoa, Arthropoda, Insecta, Coleoptera, Chrysomelidae.
UUCAGCAGUAGGGUCAAUUGGAUUUGUAAGUGGAAUUCAAAUAAAAUCAUGCUGCUCAAAGUGCUUGUCGUUAUUCUUUCUCUGGUCUCGCCGAUUUUAUCAAAAUCGACUUUGCUGUCCGUGGUUCAGGUCUUCCGUCAUGGUCAGAGGACUCCUUACACUCACUAUACCAAUGACCCUUACUCGGAUUCGGCAUAUUGGCCUGUUUCAAGAGUUAACCAAUGUUGGCAAAACUCAGCACUACAGACUUGGUCAAUAUACCCGUCAGAGGUACAGCAAUUUUUUACCAAACGCUUAUUCAGAAAAGUUUUUUUUUGCUCAAACGACAGAUGUCGAUAGGACUCACAUGUCAGCUCAGUGUAACCUCCUUGGGCUGUUCCCUCCUACUGUAACGGAACUAUGGAACACUGAGAUAGCUUGGAGUCCCAUUCCCGUUCACCCUUCAGAUCCAGCUGUCAUGAGCGCGACUUCAUCGUGUCCUGCCUAUUACAGGAAAUACAACAAAGUAUUAAAAAACGAACCGUACUUUCAGAAUAUUGACAAAACGUAUGCAGAGACGUAUGAGUAUCUCACAAAAUACAGUGGCGCCAAUGUUACUUCUCUGAGUGGCGCUGGGGAUAUUUUCGACAGUCUCCUUAUUGAAAAUGAAUUUGGUUACACUCUACCUUCUUGGUCUGAUGCAGUUUUUCCAGAACCACUGGCAACAUUAUCGGGGUACUUAUUUGAAAGUUUUGCAUACGGUACCAAAUUAACUCGUCUCAGUUCCGGAGCCUUUCUCAAUGAAGUCAUAGAACACUUCGAGAAAGUGAAAGAAAAUUCCUCAGGUGAAUUGUUCCGAAUGUACAGUGCUCAUGACACCAACAUAGCAACAAUCCUUUCUGGCUUGGGAUCAUUCAAGCCUCAUGCCCCUUAUUUUGCCAGCACCAUCUACUUCGAGCUAUGGAGGUCUUUCUUGGGAUCGUACUAUGUCAACAUUUAUUAUAAGCAAAAAGAUGUUGUCGAGAAGAUAACUCCACCUGGGUGUCUUCAGUUUGAUUGCAAUCUAGAAAAUUUAAGGAAUCACCUUAGUGACGUCCUCAUUGACAGCCCUACGUUGAAAAAAGAAUGUGUUUGAAUAUCAACAAAAAAAGUUGGCGAAAGAACUACAAACCAAUAAAAUCGCCUUUAUAAUAAAUAAUGUAGAGAAGAAUAAAAACAAAAUUUAAUUGUAAUAUGUAAUUGAAACAAACAAUAACUGGGUCAUAAUAAAAAAAAAUUUUAC